AUGUCCGCCGAGCCCGAUCGUGAGCCGCUGCUCGCUCUGGACGUCAUCGAUGUGGACAUUCUCCCCGUCGUGGCGCGCGUGUCGGCCUCUCCCACUCUCCUCUUUGCGCUCCGCCGCGUCUGCAAGUUGUGGCGCGAUGCAGUCGAUGGAAUUGACAGGACGAGCAGCGUUUGGCAGGAGCUGCUGUCGGCGUUCGGCGUGCAGGGGCGGCUGCCGCCCGAAGCGGAUAAGAAGGCAGCCUUCGUGAUGCUGCUGUGCGAGCCUCGAAAGCUCCUCCGCCGCUGCUCGGUGCAUGUCACCGCGGCGCCCCGCGUCGCGCGCCUGGACGAUCUGCCGCGCGAAGAGCUCGCCGAGCUCGCCGCACGCAUGUGCCAAACGAGCGCGGACGCGCUCGCUCUCGCCGACACUACCCUCUCUGGCGUGGAUGCGGAGGGCGAGGCGGCAGCUGAGACGGGCAGCGCAGGCGCGGGCGUGUCAUGA
Emiliania huxleyi CCMP1516 is the source of this 480-nucleotide messenger RNA. RefSeq lists its product as hypothetical. NCBI's taxonomy places the organism in Eukaryota, Haptophyta, Isochrysidales, Noelaerhabdaceae. The transcript has a single exon. The coding region runs from base 1 to 480 and encodes 159 amino acids. The record is from RefSeq and is a predicted model, not a curated record.